CACUUCUGUUCUUCACAAAGGCGUUUCGCGCUUCUCCUCCCGAUAGAAGAUAGCGUGCUCUCGUCUUGCCGCCCGCCCGGCAGGGGCGCUGCCUCAGCGUCGCCUGCUGAAAAAAAACUGUCUCCUGAGCACAGAGGUCUCCUCUGUCAAGACCUGCUGUGGCACCUCCACUUUCUCUCCAUUUGACCUCAGAAUCGAGAAUGCAACGUCAGCACAGACGCAGGCAUGUCUCGUAUCGAACUCAACCUUGUGCGGGGUAGCCCCCCUCCUGUGUGGGUGCUUGGAAAUCGGCAACUUCCUGAAAGGCCGUAAAGCGAUUCAAGUCAACGCGAUUUCAUCUCCCCAUACAUCUGUACACGCCUAUAUAAAUGCUUAUAUAUAUAAAUAUAUGUACAAAUAUGCAAAUACAUAGUAUAUGUAGGGAUACUGAAUGGAGAUUUAUGUGCAGCUGUGUAUCUAUGGAGGCGCGGGAGCUUUACAGUCUGGCUUUCUGGAGCAGAAGGAGAAGCAGACAUGAGAGAGGAGAGGGAGGAGAAAGUAAAGUGAAGAGCCGUGUUUGAUAGGUCGUGGAGUCUGGAUUAAAAGGAGACUCAGAGUCUUCAAGAAAAUGCAGCCGUGGAAAUCAGCAUCUUUCCGCGCUGGCCAUGGAGGAGGACUUUGAUUUGGAAGACGUCUUCAAUGACGAGGGCAAGGAGCUGCAUGCGAAGCAAAGGCCCGAGGCUCGCAUUUCGCCCUCUUCAAAGCUCUCGCGAGACACUCCAGGCUGGGUUGCUUCUCUCUCGCGCUGUGGAGAGAAAUCGAUUUUCUCGGAUGCCACGCGAACUGCAUGCGUCCCGCCUGCUUCCCCCGGCGUACCUUCCUGUUUUGCCGGGAAGACGUAUUUUCAAGCAGGCUCUGCUUCAGAGGGCUGUCCCCCGCUCUCUUCUCCUCGCCCCAGUCAAGAAACUUGCUUCUCUUCGUCCCUGCCUCGACAGUGUCACCAGUCUCUUCCAACCUCUGCUUCUCAGGGAGGAGACAAGCCGCACCGCAUCUGGCCCUCUGCGUUUCUGUCGAGCAAACAGAACCCGCAUGGAGCAGAGUCGCGCGGUGUACGUACACCCGAGGGCCCGGCUGAGGCGCGUUUGCAGGUGCCUCAACGGACAUGGGGCAAAUUGUCGGCUUUGAAGUCCGAGAGUGGAGCAGGAAACCCGGCACCGGUUGAACCGCGAGCUUGGGGAGACUCGCUCUCGCUCUCUUUGGGGAAGCCUGCGGAAGUCUCGAAGGCGCCAGAUAAUCAAAAAGACCGCGCAGACAGUCGAAGGCCACCGCCUCGACUGCCUGCUGGUAGGCCGGGCGGAGGGAGGCUGUGGGCGGAUCUGGGGAAGGGGAGCUUUCUGUGUUCUGGAGCUUCGCAAGAAGGAACCUUCAAAUUCCAGCCAUCUCGCGAUUCUGGCCAUCCGAACGCAUUCGAGGCGGAACCGCCAACGUCUCCUGAGAAAUCCACCUACGCAGUCGCCCAGGAGGUCCCCCUUGCCUCAAGGCCUCGCGACCUCGGGUGUACGUACACCGCGUCUUUGGUCCCGAACGCGGCAAGAGGCCCUUCUCGUCGGGAGUCUCUCGGAACCGAAACGCAGCCGGCGGGUGUCUCCUCUCAGUCGCAGACUGCGCACUUCUGCCCCAGCCGCAACGUUGCUCGAAAGAGCAGUCAGUGGCUUGCCGCGUCCGGUGGACGGAUCCCUCAGGACGACGCUUCAGAGCAUGCUUUAGGGCAAACACGGUCGGCCUCUGGCGCAGGUUUUGCGAGCUCUCCGUUCCAGUCAUUCGCAGAAAGAUUCCCCAGCCAACGCCGCGAGACUCUUGCAAAAACAACGAACGUGGACGCUCCUCCCGUUCCGCGCGCGCGCCUGCGGGGCUGUGGCCUCCAAGUCAAGCCGGAGCUCCGGGGUGUAUGUACUCCCCGGCAGGUGACCCAGGAGAGUCGCGGGCACCAGGCAGAAGACAGAGGACGGGGACAACGCAUCGAAAGAGAAACCAUUGGAAGCGAUUUGUCGAACGCAGAGAAUAGAGGUGGAGGUUUCUGUAAAACAACACGAACGCCGAAACUCGCAGGUCCUGCCGGCGUCCUCCUCCGACGCCGACAGCAAGCCGACCCAGCGAAACGGAUGAAGACAGAGAGUUCUCGUUCUCCGGUCGCGAGCGGGACGCCGCGCAGCGCACAAGGACGCAGCCCGCAACCUUCUCCGGAUCGAGAGGACGUGGAGUGUGUAGACAGCGAAGAAGACUCAGAGCUCGACGGACAGAACCUCGGUCGGAAUGUCGCCUGGAUCAAGGCUCUCUUCUUCGCGUCCUUGCCUCUUGACGAUUUCCACCUGGGACUAACGCCCUUUCCAUCGGAAGCCGCAGACCUCAGCUGCUCCUUCAUGUACAGAGACAACAUUUCUUCCAUUCUCAACCGCGUCGCCCCCGCGGCGUAUAAGGUCCCUCAGCUGAUCGUGUCCAUCAAAACUUCUGUCGCACGCUCUCGAAGCGCCGAAGCAACCGAGGAGAAAGUCGAAGAAGCUUUGCUGCAAGUGACAGACCCCACAGGCGAGAUGCCCGCGGCAGUUCACAGCCGGGCCGUCAGCCUGCACGGCGCGAAUUUCGUCUCUGGCGCUGCCCUCCUUCUUCGAGAUGUCACAGUUUUUCUCUCGAACUGCCGGCUGCCAUGUCUCGCAAUCGUGCAUGCUAACAUUCUACAGAUCUUUCCGCCUGAAGAUUGGACAGCUUCUUUCCAAGCGGCCUUCAGUGUCGAGCGCAACAAGGAGGCCCUGCUGACACGUGUCUCUGACGCCGGUUCAAAAAAGUUUCCGAGGUGCGUGGGACCAAGAAAAACAGCAAAAAAGCCUAAUUAGGCUGCUUGACAAUAUGUUUCUCUCGUCAUCACUUCGAGUGCCAUGAGACCUGCAUGUUUCUACACGGAAGAUAGAAUCGGUUUGGAAAGCCUGAACAUGCGUGGUAAGAGAAGUCCGCAUUACCACGCCUAGAACCUAUGCUUAAAGUGCAUGAAGUUG
Toxoplasma gondii ME49 is the source of this 3029-nucleotide messenger RNA. RefSeq lists its product as hypothetical. Lineage: Eukaryota; Apicomplexa; Conoidasida; Eucoccidiorida; Sarcocystidae. The transcript is spliced from 9 exons. Gene Ontology annotation, biological process: recombinational repair. The record is from RefSeq and is a predicted model, not a curated record. Bases 645 to 2870 code for a protein of 741 amino acids.